Messenger RNA from Drepanopeziza brunnea f. sp. 'multigermtubi' MB_m1, 1131 nucleotides. The record is from RefSeq and is a predicted model, not a curated record. NCBI's taxonomy places the organism in Eukaryota, Fungi, Ascomycota, Leotiomycetes, Helotiales, Drepanopezizaceae.
AUGUCUUCAAGCAAGCCCUUGAUAUAUGCAGAGCUGCUGUCCAACAUCCGCCAGAUUUCUGUCAUCGUCGCGCUCGAAGGGGUUUGCGAAUCUGCCACCAAGGCAGAGCUAUCAGCUGAUGGAUGGCAAUUUAUCUUCUACCAUGAAGGACAGAAAACCGUCUUAGGCCUCCCAGGACAGGCCGUCGCCAAUUUCCAGCUUCAAAAGCCCAUCCUUGGCAACAAAGAGCUUUCCUGGCGGCUACCUCUUGCAGGUCAGGCCUCCAGAGCUAGCAUUGAGGAUGCGCAGAGCAAUGAGGCUCCUUGGUCCGCAAAAGACAUUUCAGAAGAUGCAGAGUUUGCAUGCCGUGAAUGCAAGGCGGUCAUCCUGGAGAAAGGAACCGUCAGAGUAUGGAAGGACCUCCCCAGCGAAAACUGGGCUGAGAUGAUGGAUUACUGGCAUUGCCACAAGCCUGAUGCUCCUGUUGCAUUGAGCGAGGCGAAUGGCUCAAGUGGCCAGGAGUCACGUGAUUUUUCGGGCGUAGCCGCAAGCAAAGGCUAUGGUGCCAACACCAGGUUCCUCGCCAGAUCAGGAAUUGGACUCAUCAACAUCACCACGUUCCUACUUGCUUCCGUUGAUUGCAAGAAUCUCAAGGGUCUUCUGGGACUAGUGGACAGUCAAGCCGGUGGAAUCCGAAUUUACAAGUGGCGCCUCACCUUGCUGCCAGAUUGUUAUCUUGUCACAAUGUAUUGCCCGAAUGAUCUUUACUCCGUUCGAUCCGAAGCUCUGCGCAUUAUCGUUCUCUACUGCUACGUGCAAUACGAACGAAACUUGUAUCUCAUGUACCGACGAUUCAUCAACAAUCCUCGCCCCGAUUUCCGACACGCCGCCCAGCUCCAAGCCUUUGCCUAUUUCAACUGUGUCGUUGCUGGUCCUAAGCUCGCCAUGAAGGUGUUCUGGAAGCUGGUAACCUCACAGGAUGCUGUCGAACUACUGGAUAGCAGUAACGUGGAGGAUGUCCAAACGCCGACAGAAGGGAUACGCGAGAUUGAAGGGGUUCUGCGAGAGAGUGCGUUCGUUCUGCCUCCGAGUGCUAGGAAGUUCAAGGACUGGGACGUUGGUUUGUUGGAGAGAUACCAGGCUAAGCAAUGA